This is a messenger RNA of Hemibagrus wyckioides, 637 nucleotides long. Its product is annotated as melanocortin-2 receptor accessory protein-like. The record is from RefSeq and is a predicted model, not a curated record. The transcript has 3 exons. NCBI's taxonomy places the organism in Eukaryota, Metazoa, Chordata, Actinopteri, Siluriformes, Bagridae. Gene Ontology annotation, cellular component: plasma membrane; endoplasmic reticulum. Gene Ontology annotation, molecular function: type 4 melanocortin receptor binding; type 1 melanocortin receptor binding; corticotropin hormone receptor binding. Bases 12 to 284 code for a protein of 90 amino acids. Gene Ontology annotation, biological process: regulation of adenylate cyclase-activating G protein-coupled receptor signaling pathway; protein localization to plasma membrane.
CAGUGAAGGCAAUGACGAUGGAGAAGUCCACUAACUCUUCAGCAUAUGUUUUGACAUAUGAAUAUUACUAUGAUUACCUGGAUCCUGUAGCUGUUGAUGCGAGCAAACUCAAAUACAACAGAUAUUUGAUUGUUAUAAUAUUCUGGAUCGCUAUGGCUGCCUUUAUUGGACUAUUGUUCUUGAUUUUGUCAAAUAUCUCAGGGACCAAGCAUCUCCCAGGGCAUCAGAGUGGCAGGAGAAAACCAAGACGAGAAAGAAGUUCUUCAUCUAAACCUGUGGUGUGAAAGAUUGUUCACAUAAAAAGACGUCACUAUGCAAUCAGAGUUUAGAAAGUUACUGUACUCAUUCACUUUAAAUUUUCGGCAUACUCUGCACCAAAUGUACUUUCUAAAUGUCUACCUAAAGCACUGUUCUAAUUUAUGCUGCUUUAAAUUUUCACUUCAGAGACGAAUAAAUCUCUCCUUCCUCUGUCUCUUCGUUCUGAGUUGUUACUGUACUGUGUAUGUGUGUGGCCAUUUAGCAUGUAUGUGAAGGCUUGUUUUAAUAUUCUAUUAAUAUAUAUUUAUAUCAGUAUGCCAUGCAUGUAUGAGCUCAUGACUUGUUAAUGCUAAAUAAAGCAGUAAAUAUUCAUUUUACA